Fonticula alba is the source of this 1404-nucleotide messenger RNA. RefSeq lists its product as hypothetical. The transcript has 4 exons. The record is from RefSeq and is a predicted model, not a curated record. Lineage: Eukaryota; Rotosphaerida; Fonticulaceae. The coding region runs from base 15 to 1280 and encodes 421 amino acids.
CGCACACAUACACGAUGGCCCCUCCUCAGCCCAUCCCCCCGAAUGCGACCCUCUACAAGGCCACCAACCCGGCGUACCCCUCGCCGGGUCUCUCGCAGCGCCUCUCGCAGGCGUGGAACCUCGGGUCUCCGCCCUCCUCGGCGGCCGAGGUCGGCCUGACGCACGAGGCGUACGCGCCGAGCGUGGCUCGUGACGCCGGCCGUGCCGGUGAGGAGGAGCUCGAGGCGCAUCUUGUCAAGCACCUGAACAAGUCCAAGGCCCGCGCGGUGUUCGGCAACGUGCGCAUCCCGGGCGAGCUGAUCACCGAGGGGACCGCCCCGCCCCGGCCGAAGCGCCGCUUUGAGGCCGAUGCGGUCAUUGCCCUGCCUGGCAUCUGUCUGGUCGUGGAGAUCAAGAACUAUGGCGGGUCGAUCGUCAGCUCGCCCUCCUUCCAGAACCUGACCCAGACGACCACCACCGGCCAGACGCGCAAGCAUGGCAACCCGGUGUUGGAGAACCACGCCAAGGCCAAGGCCCUGCGUCAGUACCUGAAGCAUGAGGGCAUCGACACCCCCGAGGACUACAUUGUCACCUGCGUGGCCUUUGUCAAUACUUCCACCGAGUACACCGGGAAGGUUGCCGAGCACCAGGACUCCCUGCAUGGUGACCGCUAUAAGGCCUUCCUGAAGGCCGCCGAAGCCGGCCCCGAGAAGGCCGGUCUCGCUUUGCGCCAGCUCCUCCGCCCGUCGGCUGCCACUCCGUCAGACAGCGCCACCAAGGUGGACCUGCAGAAGGUUCGCCUGAUCCUGGCCUCGUUGCCCACCUGGGACGAGAUUUUCAUGGUCGGCGGGGCCCUGGUGCCCGGUGACAUUCGCGGUGUGCGGGUUGGCCCGGCCGAGGUGACCGAUGCCUCUGGCACCCGGCCCAACCAUCCCUUCCCGCUGGAGCGCCCGGAGCCCGGGGCCCUGGCCGGCAGCAACCCCACCCCGCAGACGGUGGGUCACCCGCGUGGGGGGCGUUUCAUCGCCCUGAUGCGGGCUCUCUCCUCGGCGCCGAUGGUCAGCAUCCCCGGUGUCAAGGAGCGCGUUCCUCUGUCGGAUGGGUUCCUGAUCUUCCGUCGGGUGGCUUCCAUGGAGGAUGAGGCCCUCCCCCUGUCGGCGGUCUUGCGCAUCACCCUCUCGCCGGCGUGCAAGUUCGAUGUCGAGGCGCGUAAGGCCUUCCUUGAUCGCGAGGCCAAGCGCCAGGAGAAUGCCGCGCGCCAUCAUGAGCGCCAGCAGAAGCAGCAGGGCGCCAAGAAGUAGCAGCUUAGAGCCACAUCCAAGCGCACGUGCGUGUGUGCCAUGCGCGUCCUGUCCCUUCCGGAACGAGGGCCGCAUGAGGGGCACCCACCCUGCGUUGCCCUCUCUCUUUCUCUCUCCCUCCCUC